Sciurus carolinensis (gray squirrel) is the source of this 4260-nucleotide messenger RNA. It is a transcript of the gene Ldlr, whose product is annotated as low density lipoprotein receptor. Bases 116 to 2719 code for a protein of 867 amino acids. The record is from RefSeq and is a predicted model, not a curated record. The transcript is spliced from 18 exons. Gene Ontology annotation, molecular function: calcium ion binding; protein binding. Lineage: Eukaryota; Metazoa; Chordata; Mammalia; Rodentia; Sciuridae.
GCAAAUGACUCUGGCCCCGCGUGUAGUCGCCGCUGAGCUGCACGAAGCCCUGGUUUCCAGCAGGCAUACUGCGGCUUGUGGUCUGGGUUGAGACGCUGUGGCGGACGCUGAGAACAUGAGGACCGCGGACUGGGGGCUGCACUGGGCUGUCGCACUACUCUUCGCUGCGGCGGGGGCUACAGUGGAAGCCAAGUGUGGGAGGAAUGAGUUCCAGUGCCUGGAUGGGAACUGCAUCUCCUACAAGUGGGUCUGUGACGGCAGCCCUGAGUGCCAGGACGGCUCCGACGAGUCCCAGGAAACGUGCAUGUCUGUCACCUGCAAAUCAGGGGACUUCAGCUGUGGGGGCCGGAUCAACCGCUGCAUUCCUAACUUCUGGAGAUGCGAUGGCCAAGUGGACUGUGAGAACGGCUCAGACGAGCAAAGCUGCCCCGCCAAGACCUGCUCGCAGGACGAGUUUCGUUGCCACGAUGGGAAGUGCAUCUCUCAGCAUUUUGUCUGUGACGGGGACCGCGACUGCCUGGACGGCUCGGAUGAGGGCUCCUGCCCAGUGACCACAUGCGGCCCCGCCAGUUUCCGCUGCAACAGCUCCACCUGCAUCCCUGAGCUGUGGGCCUGCGAUGGCGACCCCGACUGCGAGGACGGCUCCGACGAGUGGCCGCGGCGCUGCGGGGGCCGGGACACUUCCAGCCCCCAGCGGGACUCUGGCCCCUGCUCCUCCCUCGAGUUCCACUGUCCCAGCAGUGGCGAGUGUAUCCACAGCAGCUGGCGUUGUGACGGUGGCCCCGAUUGCAAGGACAAGUCCGACGAGGAGAACUGCACUGUGGCUACCUGCCGUCCUGACGAAUUCCAGUGCUCAGAUGGGACCUGCAUCCAUGGCAGCCGGCAGUGUGACAAGGAGCAUGACUGUAAAGACAUGAGUGAUGAAGUCGGCUGCGUCAACGUGACACUGUGUGCGGGGCCUGACAAGUUCAAAUGCCACAGCGGUGAAUGCAUCACCCUGGACAAAGUGUGCAACUCAGCCCGAGACUGCCGGGACUGGUCAGACGAGCCCAUCAAGGAGUGCGGGACCAACGAGUGCUUGGACAACAAUGGGGGCUGUUCUCACAUCUGCAAUGACCUCAAAAUCGGCCACGAGUGCUUGUGUCCCGAUGGCUUCUGGCUGGUGGACCAGCGCAGAUGUGAAGAUAUCGACGAGUGUCAGGACCCUGCCACCUGCAGCCAGCUCUGCGUGAACCUGGAGGGCAGCUUCAAGUGCGAGUGUGAGGAGGGCUUCCAGAUGGACCCCCGCACCAAGGCCUGCAAGGCAGCAGGCUCCAUCGCCUACCUCUUCUUCACCAAUCGCCACGAGGUGAGGAAGAUGACGCUGGACCGCAGCGAGUACACCAGCCUCAUCCCGAACCUCAAGAACGUGGUCGCUCUAGACACCGAGGUGGCCAGCAACAGAAUCUACUGGUCUGACCUGUCCCAGAGAAAGAUCUACAGCACCAAGAUCGACAGAGCCCCCAGCUUGUCCACCUAUGACACCGUCAUCGGCAGUGACCUCCAUGCUCCCGACGGGCUGGCCGUGGACUGGAUCCACAGCAACAUCUACUGGACUGAUUCCGUCCUGGGCAGCGUGUCCGUGGCGGACACUAAGGGCGUGAAGAGGAGAACGCUGUUCCAGGAGAAAGGCUCCAAGCCGAGGGCCAUCGUGGUGGAUCCCGUCCACGGCUUCAUGUACUGGACAGACUGGGGCACCCCCGCCAAGAUCGAGAAAGGGGGCCUGAAUGGCGUGGAUGUCUACUCGCUGGUGACGGAAGACAUCCAGUGGCCUAAUGGCAUCACACUGGAUCUCUCCAGCGGCCGUCUCUACUGGGUAGACUCCAAGCUGCACUCCAUCUCCAGCGUUGAUGUCAACGGGGGAAACCGGAAGACCAUCCUGGAGGACGAGAAGCGGCUGGCCCACCCCUUCUCCUUGGCCGUCUUCGAGGACAAAGUAUUCUGGACAGAUGUCAUCAACGAAGCCAUUUUCAGUGCCAAUCGCCUCACAGGCUCAGACGUUAAUUUGGUGGCGGAAAACCUGCUGUCCCCCGAGGACAUUGUCCUGUUCCACAAUGCCACACAGCCGAGAGGUGUGAACUGGUGUGAGAGGACAGCCCUCCGCAACGGUGGCUGCCAGUACCUGUGUCUGCCAGCCCCGCAGAUCAACCCCCACUCCCCCAAGUUCACCUGUGUCUGCCCGGACGGUAUGCUGCUGGCCAAGGACAUGAGGGGCUGCCUCUCAGAGGCGGAGCCUGUAGUGACCACCCUGGGGCCGUCCAUCGUCAGGUCCACGGUCAGUUCCAGAGUCAGCUCUACAGCCCGGGGGCCGAAGCACACAGACCAGCGGCCUGCUUCCAGCACCUCCUGGCGGCCUGUGGCUGUUCCCCGGCUCAGCACAAUGGAGUCAGUGACCAUGUCCCACCAAGUCCUGGCCGACGUUGCUGACCGAGGGAAGGAGGAGAAGCCCCGGGGCGUGGGGGCUCUGUCCAUCGUCCUCCCCGUCGCGCUGCUUGUCCUCCUCUGCUUCGGGGCCUUCCUUGUCUGGAAGAACUGGCGGCUGAAGAGCAUCAACAGCAUCAACUUCGACAACCCCGUGUACCAGAAGACCACGGAGGACCAGGUCCACAUCUGCCGCAGCCAGGACGGCUACACCUACCCCUCGAGACAGAUGGUCAGCCUGGAGGAUGACGUGGCGUGAACAGCUGCCGAGAGCCCAGUCCCUUCCCGGAACCUGUUGCCACUUAUGGGCAGGAAGGAAGGACACUCUCCCCAGGCCCUUGACCACUGACUGUCACCCACUUCCCCCAAAUCCUUCUGACACCCCCCAGGGCCUCGGUUUCCUUCAGAGUCAGAAAAGACCAAAGGCACUGCUGGCGACCAAAGCCCGGUGGCCUGUCUGCCAGAGCUUUGUUUUAUAUAUUUAUUCACCUGGGAGGCAGAACAGGCUUCCGACCGAGCCCACGGGACGGGUUCUGCUUGGGGUUUUUGGUUUUUCCUUUCCGUAUGAAGGAGAAGAGGAAAGGACCCAAGACUGGAAUCUCCGUUCCUCUCAGAAGUCCAGCCCUCUUCUUUCCUGCAUCACAAAGAAGGAAAGGACAGUGGGACCCCAAGUGGCCUGGAACGUGCCGGCAGGCGCUCUCAUGGGGUCGCAGGCACCACCCAGCCCCUCCACUCAGGAGCUGCGUCCACCUCCGCCCUCUGGCCCACUGCCCUGCAUCCGCUCUUUCCAGCUGGGCCGGAGCCCCUGCAGCCAGGGAAGGGCUCCCGGGACCGAGGCGGUGGGAUCAGGGGCCCAGCGCUUUCCUGCGCCAAAGCUUUGCCAGUUCCCCAGGAAGAGCCUGAGUCACCAGUCGCCCUUAAUACUUGCGAAGUGCCUGAAACACUCAUCACCUUGCUCCUGGGGACGCAGGGCCUCUGCCCUCCAUGACUGUGCUCCAGCCCAGGCUGGCUGUUGGGACCCGGGCCCCGGCCCUCCCACACAGAGCUGGCACGUCUCUGGAUCUCCUCGCACUUUUUCAGUUCAGGGUUGUACAUUGUGUAAGUCUGACGUUCUUGUUAUUCUUUUGCACUGUUUUCUGUCGUGUGUUUGGGAUCACGGGCGGGUGGCCCGCAUUGGUGAAUGCAGGAGGAACGCGCCCGGAGGAGAGCAAAGGCCGCGUUGCUCCGGCGACUUCAAAGCCAGGAUCGUGAAUAUAUGAAAUAGCCAUGUCCCGCCUCCUUCUUUUCCCUCCUUUCCUUUCCGCCAGUGCUGGGGGUCAAACUCAGGAUCUCGUGCAAGCCAGGCAGGCGCUCUGCCCCUCAGGCUGCUUGCUCUCCUCCUAACAUUCGCCAGGCACUGUUUCCACGUCUAUGAAAAUGUCCCAGAGCCACUGACCUCCCUGUCUGCGGUCCUCAAAGGCCGAGCAGGAGGAACUCUCAAGGCCUGUCAGCCCUUCAGGAAUCCUCUCCUCUAGGUCAUUGGAUGGAACUUGUAAAGCCACGACUCUUUCUGAAAUUGCCACAGAUUUUAUCGUUGCAUGAUGGCACGGAUGACACAAGAGAUGGUGACAGCCUCCCGUGGACCCCCACACGGAGACGUCCAAAGGGGCUCUCACUGCUGCGCCACGCAAGGAUCAAGCACUGUGAUCCCUCCCUCCGUAGGAAACUGUGAUGGGCUUUUCUUUCCCAAGCAUGUAAAUAGAUCCCUGUUCAGCUGGUGGCACUCAAUGUUAUGUUUGCACUUUGUAUAUUUUUGAAAGU